Messenger RNA from Debaryomyces fabryi, 1713 nucleotides. Its product is annotated as Rab GTPase-activating protein. The coding region runs from base 1 to 1713 and encodes 570 amino acids. The transcript has a single exon. The record is from RefSeq and is a predicted model, not a curated record. NCBI's taxonomy places the organism in Eukaryota, Fungi, Ascomycota, Pichiomycetes, Serinales, Debaryomycetaceae.
AUGGUUUCGACUGGUGAAAGUGGUACGGACUAUGUUUCUACGUUGGAUCCAUCCUCUCAAAUUCAAGGUACAAACGCUUUAUUGUCAACUCCCAGAGCAAAUCAUCAGCGUUCAGAUUCAUCGUAUUCAAAUAAUUAUUCACUUUUAGACUUUUAUGGAAUGGAUUCCCCACAUAUAGGCUCACCAGAAGUUAAAGAGAAUGGAAUUAUAGAUGAAACUAUCGUGGUUAGUCGAAAUGGGGAUGGAAUCACUGAAUCAACAAACGACGAUACGAUAGAAAUACAAGCAGACGAUAUUGGAUAUCGUGAAAGCUACGUCAAACCAACUAAAACCUCUAAUAUAGAAGAACUUUUGCAUUCACAAUUUAAUAGAUAUGGGUUUAAAAAGGAAUCGACCCAUCACAAUAUAACUAAGGAAGCAUACGACGAAUGGUUUAGAGAUUACUCGCAAUACAGCAUCAAAAGAAAGAAAAAAUGGCAUGUUUUAAUGAAAAGCAACGGGUUAGAAUUAGAAUCAGAUGACACAAUUCCCACUCGGUUUCCUCCCAAGUCUGAUAAAGUUAAAAAAAUGGUUCGAAAGGGUAUACCUGCUGAGUGGAGAGGUAACGCGUGGUUCUUUUAUGCUGGAGGACACGAAAAGCUCAAUAAACAUAUAGGAGUCUAUGAACAGAUAGUACGCGAUACGAAAGACAUACACAACAAGGAUAUCGAAGUUAUUGAACGUGAUUUGAAUAGAACGUUUCCUGACAACAUCUACUUUAACGACGUUAUACGGAAUCGUACUUCUAGUACAUCAUUCAAUAAUAACACUUCCGAAACUUAUAUGAUAAAGUCGUUGCGUCGAGUUCUUGUAGCAUUUGCACAUUACCAACCACAAAUCGGAUACUGCCAAUCGCUCAAUUUUUUGGCGGGGUUAUUGUUGCUUUUCAUGGAAGAGGAAAGGGCAUUCUGGUUAUUGGUCAUUUUGACUGAGAGGAUUAUUCCCAAGGUGCAUUCGGCUAACUUAGAAGGUGUACAUACUGAUCAGGGUGUUUUGAUGCUUUGCAUAAAGGAAUAUAUUCCGCAAUUGUGGUCCAUUUUGGGGAAAAACUUUGAAGGAGAGACAUUAUCAGAGGAUAAAAUCUUAGCUAGAUUACCACCCGUGACGUUGGUCACUUCUUCAUGGUUUAUGUCAGUAUUUGUGGGCAUACUACCAAUAGAGUCUACCUUGCGUGUAUGGGAUAUUUUGUGGUACGAGGGUUCCAAAACCAUCUUCAGAAUGUCGUUGACCAUUUGCAAAAUGUGUUUGGAUAAUCCUCACUUUCAGCAUACCAAGCUAGAAGGUGGAGGUGGUGCCGAAAUGGAACAAAUAGAAUUAUUUCAAUUUAUGCAAAACUUUCCCAAAACCAUUCUUGACUCAAAUGCACUUAUAGAUAAUUGCUUUAAAAAAAUUGGUGGAUAUGGAUUUGGCUCAUUGUCUCAGGAUGAAAUUAACAAAUGCAGGGAAUUUGUAUCCAAACAGAGAGCAAAAUUAAAUAGUAAGAAGAGCAGUGUUGCGGCAGAGAUGAGCGAAGAAGAAAGGAAAGCAUUAAUUUCAACGGGUACUCCAUUUGACUACGGUGAUAAUGAUAUUCACGAUGUUUAUGGUUUUAAUAGGUCAAUAAUGAGUGGUGUUACUUGGAACAAGAAUAUUAGUAACAAAAUGAAGAAGAAGUUUAGUAGAAAAUCUAAAUAG